GAUCUGCUCGUCCACGAACAAAACCCCCCCAAAUCGUGUCAACAUUACUUACGAGUUGUGUCUCUCCACCGAGCUGUACCCAAAAGCGGAGAGUGCAGCAUUCGGCACUGAUCAGGGAACUGUAGCAAUUCUGACCGCUACCUUGACCUCGAAACUGGAUGCGAAGAAAAUGAAGCGCUACCAGUUUUUGUUUUGUUUUGUUUAUUGAUCCUGCUUGAAUCAGAUCCCUUUGUAGCAUUGCAUGUCCAACAAGGUCGAGUCGUGGAUUAGUGGGUUGUGGUUCGGGGAUCGCGGCGAAAAGGUGAGCGAAGUCCACUGCUUCCGAUGUGCUCUUGACGUUUACGAGACCCGUCAUUGGUCCUUGGGAAAGUGGGAUGGUGCUCACAGACACACCCACACACAUUCCGAUGCACACAAAACGGAAGUUUGAAUUGUGUACUGGGGGUCUUAUCUUUGGUGAUGGAGGACAUCGUGUUGUGUGGCAUCGAAGCGUGAGCCCGAACCAGUCCAACAAUUGGGUCUUUGCGAGUUUAGUUUGGUAUACGAGAAUCGGCCCUGCCGGUGAACUGAAUGCGCAUUGACCCGUGGAGCUCUUGCCACCGACAGGCUCCUGUCGAACAGCCGCCACCGAAUUCCUCACUCUCUUCGAAGCUCGACGGUGCCUCAAUCGCGAAGCUGUAUUUUUCCUCCUCGACAUCUUGUUCAAUUCAGAUUCGGCUCUCUGUGAUCCCACACUCUUCGGGCCACUUCUCCUGUCGCAGGCUUUUGAAGACGCCGUACGAGAUUGUGCGUGGAAAUAAUUUCUCGUGUCUCGGGGGAUAUUAAUCGACCAGCAGCAUUUAAUUUUCUGGCUCCCAAUCGAUCUACGAAGUAUCUAGUUAAGCACGGUGGAAUAAGUUGAAGAGUUGCACGGACGACCCUGAAAACAUGCUUCAGUUACAGUUUACAAUUUGUUCGAGUUGCCAGCGGAGCUUCAUUACGAAGGUGGUCACGGCAGUAAAGUCAAAUUCGUAGGGGGUUUAUGAUAUCCUCGAUACCGAUGCGUAUUCGUGGUCAGGAGUCGGCAGAUAGGCUUGACCACAUCAGUUCUGGUAUGUCCUCAUGGGUUCCUGUGGACGAGCUCUCCGACGCUGUGAAUAUUGGCGAGGAUGAUCCCCACAAAGUCUUCUCCACGGACGAGGAAGAAUGCAACUUCAGCCUGGACGCUGCGCAUCUCGAAACAGAAAUUCAGGCGUUCCUCUACACCCAGCAGGCCUCGCUAAUUACCUCGCCAAUUUUCCCCAAAGACAGCAACGGCUCAAAGGUAUCAGGCGUUGUGUGUACAGAGGAUAGGCCUGGUCUCAAAGGGACGAAUGCAGGCUGGGUUAAGCAAACAGCAGUCUUGAAGGCAAAAUGCGAAGUAUUGAGAAUGCAGAAAGAGGUUGCUAAACAGCAAUGGGUAGAAAGAUGCACAGACAUGGGUAGAAAGAGCGCCCAAAUGGCGCGUUCCCUUCGAGUUGCUGUAGAGUCUAUUCUCGACAAUGAAAGAAGACCACGAGCAAUUUCAGCUCCUAGCACCCCUCGUAGACGAGUUUCGAAUGAAGGACAUAAUCAUUGUCUGGAUGAGAGACUACGAAUAUUGAAAUCUAGCUCGGCAAUGCGCAGCAAAGCGAUGAACGAUGGUGCACACAAAUAUCUUGAUAACUCAGCGUUAGUUUUCCAGAAAAUUACUGAUAUGUUCCCGAAAAGUUGCCAUAACAAGUGCUCGAAUUUGAGCACCACAGAAGAAAAUUGCUCUGAGAAACAGAAAAGUGAUCACGUAAGUUUACAAAUCAGAUCUGUAGGUUUUCUCUUGCAUUCGGUCCUUCGUCCAACUGUUUGUUAAAAUUCAACUAUUCUGCCAAUCUUUCCUUGAUGCUAGAGUUGACUCAAAUCAAUUAUCUAAAAUCCCACUUCGAUCUUACUUCAGCUAUCUGUCGAAAACAAGAUAGGCGCAGAUACGGCUUGAUAUUUUCGACUGUCAGCAAACGCGAGUGACGCAGUUUACCGAUUGCCCAAAGAGGCGGUCAGUCGACAGAGAAAUGGGGUCGAAGUCUUAAGAAAAUGGUAGUAACAGAGACAGAUUGUAUUUUUUAUUUUCUUCAGGAUUUAGUAUCGUCGUAAUGGAGAGCACGCGUGACAGAUGCCGCAGUAGAUAGACUCAUAUCAAUUGUUCCUACCACUUCAACAGGAGAACAGCCACAAUUUCGAAGAGGAGCUCGCUAAACAAAAAAAAAAAAAAAAAAAAAAAAACCACAAAGACAGUCCGUGAGAUUCUUACUCAGAUAAAUGCUGAAGCAGAGCAAUGGAAGCAGGUACAGGAAGUUUUGAAAAAUGUGAUCAUGGAAAUGACUACAGUGCAGCAAGCAUGCGCAAGGUUAGGCAACGCGAGGGGGGAGAAUGGCGUGUGAAAGCUCAAGCCGCAGAGCAGAAGAAUACGAAGCUGGAAGCGCAGUUAACAGAGCUUCGAGACACAAUAGAAGGGAUCAAGCAACGACAUGCUCUUGAACGAAGCAGGUGGCUGGAUGUCGGUAGUGGACUUGGCCCCCGAACAACCUCGGAUACACGGUAAUACUGCAGCCCCUGACGAAUCCAAACGCUGUGCUAAACAAUCCACAUCAACGAGGCAGAGUUCGCCAUGGAAUCACAUUUCAGAACCAUCCAGAUCCAAUGGAAAUGCAACCCUUCCUUCUCGACACUCAAGUCAGCAAACGUCGAGAGAAACUUGCAAACCGGAUAAUUCGAGGCAGAGUCCUGAGAGCUCCAGAGUGCAUCAGGCACGAGCAAGUGAAGGUCCAAAACUCAGUGCAGGCCGAAAAGCAGUAGCACAAAGCAACAGAAGUGACAGGGGAAGGUCGAUUUCAGUGGACAAAGCCAUCUCAAAAGAUCCAGGAAGAAAGGGCAGUCCAACUCACAGUGAGAAUGCUUUCACCCACAACAAGGAAAACCUAUGUGUGAGUGCGAAUGAUGCCGCGGCAGUGAAGAAGGUGUUUGCAACAAGAGGGGCGAGCAACACCAGAAAACUUGCAAAGUCUCCAACUCCUCGUUGUAGCAGUCCAUCAUCUCCAAGGUCCCGUUCCGGAGUCUUUCACCAUGUGCCUCUGAGGGACUUGAACAUGAGCAUUUCAGUGACAAGCUCAGACUUUGCAUGAAAGCUUGUAAUGUUGCAACAAUGGUCACUGAGUCUGUGACUGUCCGAAGUUACUGAUUCUCAUGCAGAAGACUUUUCCACAUUACCCAUUUCGAUAAUGUAAGUUCACAAGAGAAGCGAUUUGUAAAUGUGUGAGAUUUGUUUCGGCUGUAGAUUGCGACUGUUUGCAGAAAACUGUGGAUUUAGUGGGUAUUGCAACUUGUACAGUACUUGAAUAGCAGCUGGUUUGAUUCAUGUGUCGCCUGUUUCACAAACCUAAAAAUGCUUCAUUUGCUUCACUCUGUUUCAUUUACAGUAAACAACGUUCUCUUCAAA
This is a messenger RNA of Physcomitrium patens, 3484 nucleotides long. NCBI's taxonomy places the organism in Eukaryota, Viridiplantae, Streptophyta, Bryopsida, Funariales, Funariaceae. The record is from RefSeq and is a predicted model, not a curated record.